Echinostoma caproni is the source of this 336-nucleotide messenger RNA. Lineage: Eukaryota; Metazoa; Platyhelminthes; Trematoda; Plagiorchiida; Echinostomatidae. The record is from the annotation of a GenBank genome assembly.
CAGUUGGUCCAUUCGUUCAUGUGUUCGUCCUCAAGAAGCACAGUAUUUGGCAAUUUCGUGAAAUUUCUUCCCCAAUUCCUAAAACCUCUGUCGUCGAACCAGUGGUGGGAAUUGUUUGAUGUCAAUGCGAAGCGGAAUUAUUAUUACAACAGCAUCACACGUGAGACCGUCUGGCAGAAGCCACCUAAUGGUGAUAUUAUUCCCCUUGCCAACCUUCAGGUUCGUUUCCGGUACUCGUUUCUAUUCGACAGCUUGUACCAUACACAUAAACAGUCGAACGAGCGAGCUCCAUCCUUUUUCGAAACCGUUGUUCGGUUAGAAGAUCCGAAGGCCUAG